Messenger RNA from Pelobates cultripes (western spadefoot toad), 939 nucleotides. Lineage: Eukaryota; Metazoa; Chordata; Amphibia; Anura; Pelobatidae. The record is from the annotation of a GenBank genome assembly.
AUGUCUGGAUCAAUUUUAAAAUAUGUUGCACCUUCAACAUCUACCGCAGUAGGAAAAAGUGCUGAAGACAUUCAGUCUGUUGAAUCCAGAGGUGAAAUGCCUGAAGUAUCUUCUCAAGAAGCUUCAUAUGUAAAAGCACAAGAAUUGGAAGAUCAUUUUAUUGAUGUAGACGAAGGAGAUGCCAGCAGAAGCCUGCAUCAGCAAGACUCUGAUGAUGAUGAUGAAGAAGAAGAGGAGACUGUUCGACUGUCAGUUUAUUCUGAUGUUGCUGCUUGGCAAGUUCCAGUUCCAGAUGUUUUAAGAGUGGACCUUAUUAAGAGGGGAAGUGAACCUUUCCAAAAUAGAGAUGGGCCAUUUAGUCCUGUUGAAAGGCAAGGAGAGAAAUCAAAAGGGAAGAGUCAACAGCUGACCACUGCAUGGUUCUAUAAGGCUCUGCCUAAUGGUGAAAAAAUUCAUAGAACGUGGAUGGUGUACUCUCCAUCAAAACAAAGUUUGUUUUGCUUUUGCUGCAGACUUUUUGCUGUUGAUGACAAAGUAACAGGGACAUCUAGUUUUGUUACUGGGUUUCAAUUGUGGUGGAAGCUGAACCCAAAGGUGUCUGAUCAUGAGGCUUCUGAGCAGCAUCUUACAUGCUUGGAGAAAUGGAAGCUACAAAAAUGCCUUGAUCAUGUCCAUCAAACAACAGUGGACCGAGAGAAAAGGAAAUGGAGGGAUAUUUUGCAUCGCCUUUUGGAUGUAACUAUGUUUCUGGCUUACCAGAACCUUCCCUUUCGUGGUCAGAGAGAGACCAUGUCAUCCACAAACAAAGGCAACUUCCUGGAAUUGGUAGAAUUGCUCUCAAACUAUGAUCCCAUUUUAAAGGAACAUUUCAUGAGGCUGAAACAUGCUGUUGCUCUUGCAUCUGGAAAGAGAAUGACUUCCUAUUUCUCUCCAAAUUAA